AUGUCCAACCGAAGAACUGGGACAGAGUUUCUUCUCCUGGGAUUCUCUGAUACUCAAGAACUGCAGAUAUUCCACUUCAUGGUAUUUCUGGGGAUUUACCUGGCUGCCAUGGUGGGAAACAUUCUCGUCAUCGUGGUCAUAGCUGUCAGUAAUCACCUUCACACCUCCAUGUACUUCUUGAUGAAUUUGUCCGUCUUAGACCUAUCAACUGUCUCUGUCACGCUCCCUAAUCCAUGGCCAAUUUUCUCUAUUGCAUGGCUCAGCUGCAUCCCUUACCCUGCUCUCCGUAUUGCAAACACCUUCCAUUUAUCCUUUUGCAAGUCCAACAUCAUUGACCAGUUCGGUUGUGAAGCUCCACAGCUUCUCAAGCUUUCCUGCUCUCAUUCAUACUUCAGUGAGGUUGCAGUUCUUACAUUUAGUUUCCUCUUCGUAGUCAUCUGUUUUGCUUUUAUAAGUAUGUCCUAUAUUCAGAUUCUUACCAUGGUCUUGAGAACUCCUGUCAAGGAAACACAGAGUAAAGCUUUUUCAGCCUGCAUCCCUCGUCUCAUUGUGCUCUCCUCGUUUGUUAGCACUGGUUCUUUUGCCUGUCUUAAGCCUGUCUCCAACUGCCCGUCAGCUCUGGGUUUCACAGCUUCUCUUCUCUAUUCUGUGUUGACACCAGUGAUAAAACCAGUCAUCUACACCAUGAGGAACAAUGACAGCAAAGCUGCCAUGUGA
This is a messenger RNA of Leptosomus discolor (cuckoo roller), 717 nucleotides long. NCBI's taxonomy places the organism in Eukaryota, Metazoa, Chordata, Aves, Leptosomiformes, Leptosomidae. The record is from RefSeq and is a predicted model, not a curated record.